Aspergillus tubingensis is the source of this 747-nucleotide messenger RNA. Its product is annotated as DNA-binding protein. The transcript has a single exon. The coding region runs from base 1 to 747 and encodes 248 amino acids. NCBI's taxonomy places the organism in Eukaryota, Fungi, Ascomycota, Eurotiomycetes, Eurotiales, Aspergillaceae. The record is from RefSeq and is a predicted model, not a curated record.
AUGCCGCCGCCCCGCCGCAAGAAGCCCCUUUCGCUAAGGAUUCGACAAUGGAUUCAUCGGCUUCGCACAUGGCGCUCGCCGUUAAACCUACGCGGCAGCCUGACAAGACUACGGGCAUUUGAGAGACACCCGGUCUGGGCUCUGGUACGCCUUUUUAUCCCGUUUCCUUCGUGGAAAUUCCCCGUGUCCGACGUUAUGCCGGCGGCGGAAAUGAUCGGAAACGAAGAAUUGCUUCUUCUUCGCCACGACAAUAUGAUCGACCUGGAGAGCAUACCGAUUUGGCGCGUUCGCGAUACCCCCUUGAGAUGUUUGUAUAGAAUGUACGAAGCUAUGGCAUCUGGUGUAUACGAGGUUUUAGGCACCGAAACUGAAUACUUUUGGUAUCAGAAGGGGUGGUCAUUACAGUCGAUCAGCGACCCCAGGGACGAAGAUCCCGUGCGCUAUGCCAUCAUCGCAUGUCUCGUUGAGGAACUUGUCGUUGCGUUUAAUUGGCGUCUAAGUCUAGGAAUGCGUCGGAACCGCAAGCACAUCAUCCGAAAGACGGAAGACGACCCGUGGCCCCCGUAUACACCGCUGAUAGGUCCUGCAUGGACGGGUUCUGUUCCGGCGCUCUCGGCCAGCGACUUGGACGGAUUACCCGGACGUUACAUAUUGGAAGGAAAACUCGUCUUAGAGGACGGCGGAUUGAAUAAAAUCUUCGCGCGCCGCAACAUCAUUACGAAUGUUGGCUGGCUUUAUACGAUCUGA